UGCAUGCGUUUCUUGUUUUGUAAUGUACAAUAUACUGGCGGUUCAUAUUUAUAUUUUAAGUGUAACUGGUGGGUGGGCUCAAAGAGAAGACGCCCCCCCUUCCACAGGAAGUAGUCCAAAACAUUUUAAAAAAUGAAUUUCUUUAAGUUCUUUCUUUAAUACUUUAAUAAUAUAUAUAUAUAUAUUAAAAAUCAUUUGAAGCUGGCCACUCAUUGCAACCGUGCUUGAAAAUUUGGUCCUAAUUACGAUUGCAAGAGGGUGAAAGUUGCGUGAGAAGAUCCAAGAGGGGACAGAGGGGGGCCAACGAGAGGAUGCCCAGGCGGAAAGCAACACGGGCGGCCUCCUCAGCAGCCUGGGAUGGCAACGGCACUGGCACCGCUCGCAAGCGGCCUGCCUUGCCUCGGGGGGCACCUCUGGCAGCCAAGAAGAAAAGCUGCGAUGGAGGCGGCAACAGCAGCAGCAACGGAGGAGAGGGCAGCAGCGGUGAUGAGCACGAUGGGCUGGCAUUGCCUCCCCCCAUGGCCACCCCCACAGCAGCAGGAGGAGGGGGCAAGAAAACAGGACGGGCCGGAGGAGGGCGGGGGGGCGGGGAGCACCAGCCCCCCCAGAACCAGCAGUCCCCCCAGAACGCCGUGGUGGUCAGCGAACCAGAACACAGCAAGGAGCGCAUUAAACUCGAAGGUUCCAAAUUCAAGGGGCAGCUUCUGAUAUUUGGAGCCACCAACUGGGACUUGAUUGGUCGCAAAGAAGUGCCUAAACAGCAAGCUGCUUACCGGAACCUAGGCCAGAACUUGUGGGGGCCCCACAGAUACGGCUGCCUCUCAGGGGUCCAAGUCCGGACGGUGGUCUCAGGACCCUGUGCCGCUCACAGCCUCCUCAUCACCACCGAGGGGAAGCUUUGGAGCUGGGGACGCAAUGACAAAGGGCAGCUGGGCCAUGGAGACACCAGACGGGUGGAUGCCCCUAAGGCCAUUGAGGUGCUCAGCAAUGAAAUUGUUGUCUCAGCAGCCUGUGGGCGGAACCACACACUGGCCCUGACAGAGAGCGGUUCCGUGUUUGCCUUUGGAGAGAACAAGAUGGGGCAGAUGGGCCUUGGCAAUCAGACUGACGCAGUCCCCAGCCCUACACAGAUCAUGUACAAUGGCCAGCCAAUUACCAAGGUGGCAUGUGGAGCUGAAUUCAGCAUGGUGAUGGACUGCAAAGGGAACCUCUAUUCCUUUGGAUGCCCAGAGUAUGGACAGCUGGGGCACAACUCUGAUGGGAAGUUCAUCGCCCGAGCCCAGAGGAUAGAGUACGACUGUGAGCUGGUUCCCCGCCGAGUCGCCAUCUUCAUAGAAAAGACGAAGGAUGGCCAGAUCUUGCCCGUUCCAAACGUAGUUGUGAGAGACUUGGCCUGUGGGGCAAACCAUACGCUUGUCUUGGACUCGCAGAAACGCGUCUUCUCCUGGGGCUUUGGCGGCUACGGCCGACUAGGCCAUGCCGAGCAGCGAGACGAGAUGGUUCCCCGGUUAGUGAAGCUUUUUGACUUCCCAGGACGUGGGGCGGUGCAGAUCUACGCAGGUUAUACCUGCUCUUUUGCAGUCAGCGAAACGGGAGGCCUGUUUUUCUGGGGAGCCACAAACACCUCCCGGGAGUCAACGAUGUACCCCAAAACUGUGCAGGAUCUAUGUGGCUGGAAGAUUCGCAGCCUGGCUUGUGGGAAGAGCAGUAUUAUAGUGGCCGCAGAUGAGAGCACAAUCAGCUGGGGUCCCUCUCCCACCUUUGGAGAACUGGGCUACGGGGACCACAAGCCCAAAUCUUCCACGGCAGCUCAAGAAGUGAAGACGUUGGACGGGAUCUACACAGAACAGGUGGCCAUGGGCUACUCUCACUCCCUGGCGAUCGCCCGUGACGAGAGCGAUGCCGAGAAAGAGAAGCUGCAGAAGCUGCCAGAGUACAACCCGCGCACGCUCUGACACAGACGCAGGGCGCCCUCCUUCUCCCCACCGUCCCCUCGACAAGGCAGCUGCCGUUUCCGAUGUGCACUGGGACGCCAAGGCGUACGCGGAGAGAUUUUGGACGCCAGCGUGCGUUUUGUUAGACUACCCAAGUUUUCAGUUUUUAUAAGCAAUUUGAAGAUUUAACUGCUUGUUGCUAUGACUCUCUCUUCCCCCUCCCCUUUCCUUUCCCUAAGAUGGUCUGUGUUUGUUUGUGUGUUUAUUUCAUAUUUUGUUUUCUUGGGGGGAGCAGAAGAAAUCUGCUCGUUCUUUUGAGCUGCCAUUGCGGUGAAAAUUGGCAGGAUCGUUUGUCCAGUUCCACCCCACCCCUUCUUUUGUUUUUCCCCCCUCAGCCAAUUUUUGGUUAAGCAGCAGACCAGUCACCAGCCUUUUACGAAGGGUGAACCGUAACCUUCCUUCUCCCCCUGUCCUCCUUUCGUGUAACAACCACCAACCUGCGUUUUUGUUCCUAAGAACCCUUGAGGCCUCUGCUGUUAAGUGUCAUAGAUUCCCACAUGCACACACACGGUCUCUCCCAUGCUGCAGAUACCCAGGCGCCUGCUCAGCCUCCCGUAGCUCACAGUUUAAGGGGCCCUCUCAUCUUCCCCAAGUCCAUCGCGCCAUAAUUUUGUUGAGAAUGCCUGCUGAUUCCCUUUUUGAGGUUGGGUUUCCUCUUACUUUUUACCUUUCUGUUAUUUUUGUGCAUGGGGAACUGUUCCCUUCUGUCACACCCUUGCACGGUUAGAUAUUGUACUGGCCCCCACCUGCCAACCUCACAUGUGGGGAUUUCCCCUUGAGAAAGAGUAGGAAACAUUGCUCCCUGCAGACGUUGUGGGUCAUAGCUCCCAUCAGCCCUAGCCAGCAUGGCCAAUGGCCGGGGAUGAUGGGAGUUGUAGUUCAAAACAUCUGGAAGGCAUAGCAUUGAGGACUCCUGCCUCUGAGGGGGCUUGAGUUUAUUGUCUUGGGUGCAGGGAGGUAUCAAGUUGAAGGGUGAAGGGAGCCGCCUUCCUUUUUAUGGUGGGCAGGACUUAAGUCCUUAUUCAGGUUUUGGGUGGAAAGAUUUAUUUUUCUCUCCUGAGCCAUCACUGCUCCCUUUAUUUCUGUUCUGCCAACCAGAGUCCACUCAGCCCCACAGAUCCGUCCAGCAGAAUGGCCCGGGUUGUGUGUGUCCCCUUUGCCCAGAUCAGAGGGCCACAUAGACGCCUGGCCCCUCCUUCAGCUCCUUAAAAGCGGCCACCCACAAUUCCCAGUUUAAUUCUAGUUGGGGGCAGUGGUCACAAUUUAUUAAAUAAUAAUUAUCCCCAGUCUUCAGAGGGGGGGUAGGGCAAAAGAGCAUGUACAAUUCUGCCUCCAACCUGUAGGUGACAUGUUUCCAUCCCUCUGUUGCGAUUCCGUUCGUUGCUUCUGCUAUUCUGUGUUGUGUUGGAGAAAUGUGGUGCCUUUUUAAAAAAGAACACCCUGCUGUGUCUUGAUGCCGCCACCCCCUUCUAACAGAGUUCCCCUCACCCCUCUUUCUAAUACCUCCUUGCUAUCAGCUUUGAUUGGGGAGUCCCCAGAGGGCAGCAUGAUACAUUUACAGACCCAGAAUUAUUCUUGAAAGGGUUUGGGGUUCUUCUGGGGUGCUGGAUGGAAAAUAAUCUUGUAGUUUAAGAGUGAGCGGGGGGGGGAUGGGUGUAUAUUGCAUUAUAAUUUGUCUCUUUUUUUUAAAAAAAAAGUCUGGAUCAAAACUUUAGACCUGAACAGUUUUCUUGUCUGUGUUCUUGUUGCAAGUUCAGCCAAGUUCUCCUUCAUCCUCUCCCUUCCUGGAGUUUGGGGGGGAGGGCAGGACAACUUGAGAAGAACUGCAACGUUUGGGGAUUGUUUAUUUGCAAGGGUUGAGAUGGGGAAGGCCAUACGCCCCCACCCCCAAGAGUGUGGCAUUACUUGUGUUGCAUAAAAGGCAAUGGGUUGUACCCAGCUAAGUCAUACUCAGGGAGGACCCAUUGAGAUUAAUUAACCCAAGUCAGCCCUGCAUCUGCUCUGAGUAGGACUAGCAUUAGAUACAGGCCUGUGCCUCAGGCCCACUCCUACCCGGACAGCUCACUUGGUCGAGUGGCCCCUUUUGCAUUCCCUUUCCCUUCCGAGUCCUUCCUUCACUCUUCUCCCUCAGCAAGGAGAAAGAAGACUGCUGUGUUUAAAUCCGUUGGGAUGAGUUCCUAGCCUAGACCUGUAUGUCCCCUCAUUUUCUCUUUUUUAUAUAUAUAUAUUUCUCAAAAUAAAUGUUUAAAUAAAUGAUGGAAUUG
Molecule: messenger RNA, 4258 nt
Organism: Rhineura floridana
Lineage: Eukaryota; Metazoa; Chordata; Lepidosauria; Squamata; Rhineuridae
Gene: RCC2
Product: regulator of chromosome condensation 2
Exons: 13
Coding region: 312-1955 (547 amino acids)
Source: RefSeq, a predicted model, not a curated record